AGUAGGUGACAUGUUGGGGUUUUUCACAGCAGACGCGUUAGGAGCUGACAUGAGGGAACUGAGAACCUGGGUGUUCUGGCGGGCCGUGGCUGCAGAGUUUCUCGGUAUGCUGCUGUUCCUGUUCGUCGGAUUGUCUGCCAUCAUCGGGAAGACCGAGGGCGCCAUUAAGGGGGAGACGCUCGCUCAGGAGCUGAAGGUCUCUCUGGCCUUCGCGCUGGCCAUCGCCACUCUGGUUCAGAGUUUGGGGCACGUCAGUGGAGCUCACCUGAACCCUGCCGUCACGCUGGGCCUGCUGGUCAGCUGCCAGAUCAGCAUCCUCAGGUGUGUGUUCUACAUCCUGGCACAGAUGCUCGGGGCAGUUACAGCGAGCGCUAUAGUGAAGGGAUACAGACAUAAAGGUUCUCUCGGGGUUAACCAGCUAAACAAUGUGACUGCAGGACAGGGCUUUAUCAUCGAGUUCCUGGCCACCCUUCAGCUGGUGCUGUGUGUGAUCGCUGUGACUGAUAAGCGACAAGCGAGUCACGUCAAGGGCUUUGCACCGCUGGCCAUCGGGCUGUCCGUGGGGCUCGGCCACUUUGCAGCUAUAAGUUUCACUGGAUGUGGCAUCAACCCUGCUCGCUCCUUUGGCCCGGCUGUAAUCCUAGGUCAAAUGGAGAACCACUGGAUCUACUGGCUGGGCCCGAUGUGCGGAGGAAUGGCAGCAUCUGUUAUCUACGAUUUCCUCCUGUACCCACGAACACCUAACUUGAGGACUCGCAGUUCGAUCUUCCUUCAUGGUCCACAAGAGGAAAACCGAGCAGCUGAAGUAAUUGAGGAGGACAACGGCAGCCCGGGGCCGAGUCAGUGGCCGAAACAAUGAACAGCAUUAAACAUUAUUCCUUUUCUGGCUGUCACCACAUUAAUAAACAACUAAGAUGCUUUUAACGUUACAGCUGGUUUCCUUUUUAACUGUGCAGUGUGUAUUUUCUUAUCCGUGCAUUUCAUAUAAUAAAGCUCCAUCCUUUUCUUCCAA
Pleuronectes platessa (European plaice) is the source of this 1012-nucleotide messenger RNA. RefSeq names its product aquaporin-1. Gene Ontology annotation, biological process: hyperosmotic response; renal water transport; carbon dioxide transmembrane transport. Lineage: Eukaryota; Metazoa; Chordata; Actinopteri; Pleuronectiformes; Pleuronectidae. Gene Ontology annotation, cellular component: membrane. The transcript has 4 exons. Gene Ontology annotation, molecular function: glycerol transmembrane transporter activity; ammonium channel activity; water channel activity. The record is from RefSeq and is a predicted model, not a curated record. The coding region runs from base 11 to 859 and encodes 282 amino acids.